Scleropages formosus (Asian bonytongue) is the source of this 2057-nucleotide messenger RNA. RefSeq names its product translocating chain-associated membrane protein 2-like. Bases 40 to 1128 code for a protein of 362 amino acids. The transcript has 11 exons. The record is from RefSeq and is a predicted model, not a curated record. Gene Ontology annotation, biological process: SRP-dependent cotranslational protein targeting to membrane, translocation; protein insertion into ER membrane. Gene Ontology annotation, cellular component: endoplasmic reticulum membrane. Lineage: Eukaryota; Metazoa; Chordata; Actinopteri; Osteoglossiformes; Osteoglossidae.
UUUUGGAUACAGAGGUAAAGAAGAGGCAUCAGCGCUGCCAUGGCUUUUCGGCGGAGGACCAAGAGCUACCCGUUCUUCAGCCAGGAGUUCCUCAUCCAGAACCAUGCCGACAUUGUGUUUUGUCUGGUAUUGUUCGUAUUGAUUGGGUUGAUGUUCGAGGCCACUGCGAAAACAGCCUUCAUGUUCAUCCUUCCUCAGUACAACACCAGCACACUUUCCCCAGAGGGGGAGGUGUCAUUAUAUCACUAUGGAUGGAGGGACUGCAUCACCAUCCUCUUCUACUGCCUCAUCACAAUCAUCCUCCAUGCUGUGGUACAGGAGUAUAUCCUUGAUAAGGUGAACAGGCGCCUCCAUCUCUCGAAGAGUAAGAACACAAAGUUCAAUGAGUCGGGGCAGUUGUGUGUCUUUCACCUUGUGUCUUCUGUGUGGGCGUUAUACAUUCUCAUCACGGAAGGAUAUAUUCUAAAUCUCAGUAGCUUGUGGAAAAACUAUCCUCAUCUUCACCUCAGGUUCCAGGUGAAGUUUUACUACCUCUCCCAGCUGGCCUACUGGCUCCAUACCUUACCUGAACUUUAUUUCCAAAAAGUCAGGAAGGAGGACAUUCCUAGACGGCUACAGUACAUCUCUUUGUACCUGCUUCACAUCAUGUUGGCAUAUCUGCUAAAUUUGACUCGACUGGGCCUGGUGUUGCUCUUCCUGCAGUAUCUGUCAGAGUUGGGUUUUCACUUGUCCCGUCUCUUCUACUUCGUAGAUGAGAGCCACCACAAGCUGUUUAACUUGUGGGCAGGGAGCUUUGUGGUCACGCGGAUGGUGACUCUCAUCCUGCUGUUUCUGGUGGUUGGAUUUGGAUUGGCCAGAGUGGAGAAUCAGUACAUGGACUGGGAGGCUGGGAGCUUCAACACACUCUUAAUUAGGAUGGUGGUUCUGCUGGUGGUGUGUCUGACCCAGGCUUGGCUCCUGUGGAGGUUCAUUCACUUCCAGCUACGGCGCUGGCGGGAGGGCAUGAAAGAGCAGGCUGCACGCAAGAGGGUCUUGGCAAAGCAGCCCUCACGCACAGUCAAGAGGGAUGUUGGAGGACACUAUGAGAAUGGCAUGGUAAAGUCUGAGAAGAAAAUGAAGGUACCUUAACCAUGUCCCCAGUCCUGGGCUGACCUGGAUGUGGAUCACUAAUGGAAUAGGAAGCUGGCUGAUGGUCAUACUCCAGUUUGGGUUCCUGGAGACAAAAAGGUGCUGAAUACUUGGUUACCCAGGGCAUUGCUCUGAAGAACGGUAACCAGUGUUCUUGAACCCUAAUGGACUUUUGCAUCAGUAUUUUUUUUUUUUUUUUCCUCCCCCUUCCUCUUAAGUACCAUAUGGGCUGUGCUUCAGACCCAGUUCUCCCCAACCUCAUAUAUGUGCAAGUCAUGCCUACCAUGUUUCACUGCAAAGUUACUGCCAUCUUUAUUUCAUGUACUACACCCAUAAGCACUCCCAAUGCUCCCAGCACCCUCACCGCAUUUUGACUUUAAGGGAAUAUUGGCAGCGCUUUCUCUAUACAGCCUUGAAGACUGAAGUGCACCGUGGUUAUUUGGCACUUCCCGCAGUCUAAUGCAGUCGUCACCUGCUGACAAACUUGCAGCAGUGUGUAUUGCUGGUCAUUCCACUGGCAGCCCACUCUCCUGACCAGGAAUGGACUCUUUCAGAAGACUGCUCAUACCUCACUUUAACCAUUUGCUUGGAGAUGUGUCAAAUGUGAAUUAUACUGGAAUGUUACUUGCUGGUUUUUUUUUUUUCCCUCCUCCUCUCAGUACAGCAAUUCCUUUUUUAAAGGUCUUUCUGUAUGAGGCAUGGAUUGCUUUCAUUUUCAGCUGGCACCAAAUGAGCACAAAUUCUUUGCACAAAUUGCAAUCAAAGCAUAAUUAUAUCCAACAGUAUAGUCAAGUAGGGUUAUUUUAAUUUCUUUUAAAUGUUUGCAUCCUUGAAGUCAUGUUGACAGUAAGUGCUGACCCUGAUUGUACCACCUUAAAAUGGGAAAUAAAGAUAAUGUACAUAAGUCACUUAAGCUUUAAUUUGGCAAA